UGUAAGGAUCGGAGCACAGCUCUGCUACUGACAGUUGCGGUUGCUAAGAGGUCAUGUCCCUGUGGUAACUGGUUGGUCCUGUCCUCUGGAGGACUUAUAUACUGCACAGCUUCCAUUGUAGAUUUUAGACCAGCUGGGACCUACAAGGAUAAGACCAUGGGGUGGAUGAGGUUGGCGCUCUUGCUGUGUAUAGCUGGCGAGGCUCGAACAGGACCGGUGCCUGGAGCUCAACAGCUAAGCAAGGAUAACAACUUCCCCUUUAUAUAUGAAUACAUCGAGGAAGCUAACAAAGACAAAGCUAUUCCUGUAUUGCUAAAGGACGGGGAUAUUGCCGUAGAUUUGUACCGUAAUGGCAGGAUUUGUAGAAGAUGCCAGUGGAGCAAGAACAAGAAUGGGACAACCCAAAUACCCUACGUCAUAGAUCCUCGCUACUCUCGAUCAGAUACAUCUCUGAUCAAUGAGGCCUUGAAGGAAUUUGAGGUGAUGACCUGUGUGCAGUUUGUGCAGCGGAGCUCGGAAUCAGACUAUCUCUAUAUACAGUCUGGAUCUGGUUGCUGGUCUUACAUUGGAAAAAUUUUUGGCAAACAAACAGUAAGCCUGGAGAGCCCAAAAUGUAUGGUGUACGGAGUCAUACAACACGAAGCUAUGCACAAUAUUGGUUUCUUCCAUGAACACAGCAGAACUGACCGGGAUGACUACGUGGACAUCUUAUGGGACAACAUCGAACCAGAUGCCACAAGCAAUUUUGACAUUAAUGACGGAAACACCUUGGACCUUCCUUACGAUUAUACCUCAUUGAUGCAUUACCCCAUGUAUACUUAUUCCAUCCGCCCCAAUUUACCUACUUUAGUCCCGAAGCCUGACCCUAUAAUACCUAUUGGACAGAGAACAGGGAUGAGUAAUCUGGAUGUGAUGAAAAUAAACGCCUACUAUAAUUGCAACCUUUGUAGGAAGAAAUUAAUGGAGACCUCAGGCUCUUUCUCCGGGAACAGUUUAUUUGCAAAACAAUAUGAUGGAAACUGCCUCUGGCUUAUCCAAGUCCCGAAAGGAAAGAUUUUAUUGCAGGUUUACUAUCUUAAGAUCUUUUCUACUGAUUAUAUUAAAGUCUAUGAUGGUGUCACCAAUUCAUCACCCGUUCUGUUGGAUAAGACCUUUGGAUCUAAACUAAUCCUACCUCUGGUUUCUUCUGGACGUAACAUGCUGGUAGAGUUUGUGACCAAAGGCAAUUCCAUUCUCAGUGAAUUUGAUGCAACCUAUGUAACAGUUUCUUGAGGACAAAUGGAAGAAACCAGUGAGAGAUGCCUGCAGAUAAUGGGAGGAAAAACACACCUGGAGAAGCUUGGUUGUAAUUUUAUUCCAAAAAUACGAGUAAUUUAAAGGGGUACUC
Hyla sarda is the source of this 1387-nucleotide messenger RNA. Its product is annotated as astacin-like metalloendopeptidase. NCBI's taxonomy places the organism in Eukaryota, Metazoa, Chordata, Amphibia, Anura, Hylidae. Gene Ontology annotation, biological process: proteolysis. The coding region runs from base 157 to 1272 and encodes 371 amino acids. The record is from RefSeq and is a predicted model, not a curated record. The transcript has 12 exons. Gene Ontology annotation, molecular function: metalloendopeptidase activity; zinc ion binding.